CGUGUGUGUACAUGUUUUUCUCUCAUGCAUCUAAACUGCUUUAUAGGCUACUAGAAUAAGUCUUUUUCAUUCUGAACAGAAUUCCUUGUACUGGAUAUUCCUUAUGGCUAGCUGAAAAAAAGACUUGCUCAAAAAACCACCCUUGUCAAAUCCUUCCACUGCAGAUUUCAUUCAGGAAUUUUUUUGCUCAUAGAAAGAAUGGGCAGAUAAUUACAAAUCCACCUUUUGCCUCAUAGAAGCUAACCUGUGGAGAUUGAAGCAUGGAAAUAGUUGAUAGCCUACUUGAGAAUGGAACCAAUAUUUCGGCUCUUCUGUGUGAUAUUGUCAUGGAAAAUGAUACAUUUUUCUGUCUGGAUGAUUCACCUCAUCCUGCUAAAGAUUUACAUCAGACAGUUCGGAUUCUGCUAUAUUCAUUGAUAUUUUUGCUCAGUGUCUUGGGGAACACACUGGUAAUUACAGUGUUGAUAAGAAACAAAAGGAUGAGGACCGUCACUAAUAUAUUUUUGCUGUCACUGGCUGUCAGCGACCUAAUGCUUUGCCUUUUCUGCAUGCCUUUCACCCUCAUUCCCAACUUGCUGAAGGAUUUUAUAUUUGGUAUUGCUGUUUGUAAAACUGCAACCUACUUCAUGGGUGUUUCAGUAAGUGUAUCAACGUUCAACCUGGUUGCCAUAUCUUUAGAAAGGUACAGUGCUAUUUGCAAACCCUUGCAGUCCAGGGUAUGGCAGACAAAAUCUCAUGCCUUGAAAGUGAUUGCUGCUACUUGGUGUGUCUCCUUUACCAUCAUGUCACCAUACCCAAUUUACAGCAAACUAGUGCCUUUUACAAAACAGAAUAACAGCACAGCUAACAUGUGUCGCUUCCUUUGGCCAAGCGAUGUCACUCAGCAGUCCUGGUACAUUUUCCUACUACUCAUACUCUUUCUUAUACCUGGGAUUGUAAUGAUGAUUGCAUAUGGCUUAAUAUCAUUGGAACUAUACAGAGGAAUAAAGUUUGAUAUCAGUCAAAGAAAAUCAUCACGAGAAAGAAAAGCCAGCACCAGCAGCAACAAAUAUGAGGAUGGAGAUGGAUGCUACAUGCAGAAAACCAAAAAGAAGAGAAAAAUGCCAUUACAACAGCUUUCUGCCAGCAGCAGCACCAAAGUAGACAGAGUGAGAAGUACCAGCUCAGCAGCCAACUUGAUGGCCAAGAAGCUUGUUAUCCGCAUGUUGAUGGUGAUUGUGAUUUUGUUUUUCCUCUGCUGGACUCCCAUCUUCAGUGUAAAUGCCUGGCGUGCAUUUGACACCGCAUCAGCAGAUCAGCUUCUCUCAGGAGCUCCAAUCUCCUUUAUUCAUUUGCUCUCCUACACUUCCGCCUGCGUGAACCCCAUCAUCUACUGCUUCAUGAACAAGCGCUUCCGCAUGGGCUUUCUGGCCACUUUCUCCUGCUGUGCCAAGCAAAAGCUUCCAGUAACAAGAGGAGAGGUUGGAGAUGAGGAGGAGGGGAAGACCACAGGGGCGUCUCUCUCCAGGUACUCUUACACACACAUGAAUGCAUCUGCUCCCCCAUGAAUUACUGCAGAAAAGGAGAGACUACACAUGGGCAAAAGAAAUUCAUGCCCCAUCUUGAUCAUUGGUCUUGGAAAAGACAAAUAAGGGUUGAUAGGUAACAUGACAUAGUUCUGAAGAGAUGUAAACAUCACAAUUAAGCAAGCAGCUGGUAGGAAAUGCCUUAGGAACUAUCUGGUCUAUGGACACUAUGAUGGUCUAUGCUUCAUGUCACCUACAUUUCUAAAGAAACAAGAGCUAUUAGCUCUGUGGAGGUAAGGGACUUUGCAAACAGCCCUACAGCAUGGUGUAUUUGUAUUAAAGUCUCUCCUACAAAUAUUCUAAAAAUUGUGGGGGUCCUUUCCAUUGACAGUUUGGCUCACCCUUUUGAUGCAAAAGUGCAGUUCUUAGAUUCCAUUCAGAGUCUCUCUUAACAUUUCCAACACACUAACAGAUUGCCAAAGGAUUAAUGCCCACAAAACAGAUAUCAGACAAGAUCACAAAGAGAAAACAGU
This is a messenger RNA of Pelodiscus sinensis (Chinese soft-shelled turtle), 2038 nucleotides long. RefSeq names its product cholecystokinin A receptor (gene CCKAR). The record is from RefSeq and is a predicted model, not a curated record. NCBI's taxonomy places the organism in Eukaryota, Metazoa, Chordata, Testudines, Trionychidae. Gene Ontology annotation, molecular function: cholecystokinin receptor activity; neuropeptide receptor activity. Gene Ontology annotation, biological process: neuropeptide signaling pathway. Gene Ontology annotation, cellular component: plasma membrane.